UCUUCUUCUGUCGUCCCGCACUGGGCCACUUCUCCUGUAUGGUGGAUAUCCUGCUCAACACUUCUUUCUUGGAUGAUAUGGGGGAUCAUUCAAAAAAGAAGUCGGGAAUCGCAAUGUGUGUGGGCUGUGGAAGUCAGAUACACGACCAGUACAUCCUGAGAGUCUCCCCGGACCUGGAGUGGCACGCAGCCUGCCUCAAGUGCGCGGAGUGCAGCCAGUACCUGGACGAGACGUGCACUUGCUUCGUGCGAGACGGAAAGACUUACUGUAAACGAGACUAUGCAAGGUUAUUUGGCAUCAAAUGUGCAAAGUGUAACAUGGGCUUCUGCAGCAGCGACCUGGUGAUGCGAGCCCGGGACAGCGUCUACCACAUGGAGUGUUUUCGGUGCUCGGUGUGCAGUCGACACCUCCUGCCCGGGGACGAGUUCUGCCUGCGGGACGAGGAGCUGCUGUGUCGGGCGGACCACGGUCUGCUGACGGAGCGGAGCUCUGCUGGGAGCCCGCUCAGCCCGGGGAGCAUCCACAGCAGACCGCUGCACAUCUCAGAACCGGUUUCGGUCCGCCACCCUCCACAUCACCGGGGCCACGUCCACAAGCAGUCCGAGAAGACCACCCGGAUCCGCACGGUGCUGAACGAGAAGCAGCUCCACACCCUGCGGACGUGCUACAACGCCAACCCGAGGCCGGACGCUCUGAUGAAGGAGCAGCUGGUGGAGAUGACCAGCCUCAGCCCCCGGGUGAUCCGCGUCUGGUUCCAGAACAAGCGCUGCAAAGACAAGAAGAGGACCAUCCUCAUGAAGCAGCUGCAGCUGCAGGAGCACAGCGACAAAACCAAUCUGCAGGGCCUGACGGGAACCCCUCUGGUGGCCGGCAGCCCCAUCCGACAUGACAACACGGUGCAGGGGAACCCGGUGGAGGUGCAGACCUACCAGCCUCCCUGGAAAACCCUCAGCGACUUCGCCCUGCAGAGCGACCUGGACCAGCCCGCCUUCCAACAACUGGUGUCCUUCUCUGAGUCCGGUUCUCUGGGCAACUCCUCGGGCAGCGACGUGACCUCCCUGUCGUCGCAGUUACCGGACACACCGAACAGCAUGGUGCCGAGUCCCGUGGACACGUGA
Pleuronectes platessa (European plaice) is the source of this 1118-nucleotide messenger RNA. RefSeq names its product ISL LIM homeobox 2a (gene isl2a). Gene Ontology annotation, biological process: neuron fate specification; positive regulation of transcription by RNA polymerase II; axonogenesis. Bases 39 to 1118 code for a protein of 359 amino acids. Gene Ontology annotation, molecular function: DNA-binding transcription factor activity, RNA polymerase II-specific; cis-regulatory region sequence-specific DNA binding. The record is from RefSeq and is a predicted model, not a curated record. Gene Ontology annotation, cellular component: nucleus. Lineage: Eukaryota; Metazoa; Chordata; Actinopteri; Pleuronectiformes; Pleuronectidae. The transcript is spliced from 6 exons.